CUUUUUCUUAUUUUCAUGAACAUUUCAUGGCUUCUUCAUCUCAUAAACUCUUCUUCUUGCUGAUUGCAAUCUUCUUCUCACAUGCUUUGGCUGUCCCCUCCUCCAAUGCUUCCACGACAUCUCAUUCUCAUACCAAACUCUCUUCCUUAAGAUAUUUCUGUAGAACUACCCCACACCCUGAAGUUUGCUUCAAUUCAUUGAAGCUAUCCAUUUCUAUAAACAUAAGUCCAAACAUCAUCAACUACCUCCUUCAGUCCCUCCAAGUAGCAAUAUCUGAAACCACAAAGCUGUCAAAUUUAUUCCACAAUGCUGGACACUUAAACAUCAUAGAGAAGCAAAGAGGAGCAGUUCAAGACUGCAAGGAACUCCAUCAUUCUACUUUGGCUUCUUUGGAAAGAUCAUUAUCUGGAAUUCGUUCCUCCAACUACAAGAAUUUUGUUGAUGCAAAAGCCUACCUAAGUGCAGCCCUCACCAACAAGAACACAUGCUUAGAAGGCCUAGAUUCUGCUUCUGGUUCCCAGAAGCCAGUUUUGGUGAAAUCAGUGAUCAACACUUACAAACAUGUGAGUAACUCUCUUUCAAUGCUCUCUAAGCCUGGGAUAGGGUCUUCUGCAAGCCACAUGAACCAGCCUUCAAUGGGUGCUCCAAAGUGGUUGUCAAGCAAAGACAAAAGCCUCUUUCAAGGCUUGGAUGGAGAAGAAUAUGAUGAAAUGCUUGUUGUGGCUGUUGAUGGAACUGGUAACUUUACCACCAUCACUGAAGCCAUCAACUUUGCUCCUAAUAACAGCACUGUUAGGACAGUGAUCUAUGUCAAAGAAGGGGUUUACGAGGAAAAUGUAGAAAUCCCAAGCUAUAAAACCAAUAUUGUUAUGCUUGGCGAUGGAAGUGAUGUCACUUUCAUAACUGGUAACAGAAGCGUUGGUGAUGGCUGGACCACUUUCAGAUCUGCAACUCUAGCGGUCUCUGGUGAUGGCUUUCUGGCACGUGACAUAGCAGUUGAGAACAGUGCAGGGCCAGGGAAGCAUCAAGCAGUGGCCUUGAGAGUAAAUGCAGACUUAACUGCUUUUUACAGGUGUGCCAUCUAUGGUUACCAAGACACUUUGUAUGUUCACUCCUUUAGACAGUUCUAUAGAGAGUGUGACAUUUAUGGUACCAUAGAUUUCAUAUUUGGUAAUGCAGCAGUGGUUCUCCAGGAAUGUAACAUUAUAUCCAGAAUGCCAUUACCUGGCCAAUUCACUGUUAUUACAGCACAAUCCAGAGAUAGUCCUGAUGAAGAAACUGGCAUCUCAAUCCAACACUGCCAAAUCCUAGCUACCGCUGAUUUGUAUUCCAAUUCUAAUGGCUUUAAGAGCUACCUUGGAAGGCCAUGGAGGGUCUAUUCUCGCACUGUUUUCCUUGAGUCCUACAUUGAUGACUUCAUUGACCCAAAGGGUUGGAUAAAGUGGUCUAAUAAUGAUCAAAGCUUAGACACUUUGUAUUAUGGAGAGUAUGAGAAUUAUGGACCCGGUUCAAGCAUAGAUAAUCGUGUAGAAUGGUUUGGGUACCAUUCAAUGGAUUACAAUGAUGCCUAUAAUUUCACAGUUUCAGAGUUUAUUAAUGGAGAUACUUGGCUCGAGUCUACUUCCUUUCCUUAUGAUGAUGGGAUUUGA
Molecule: messenger RNA, 1649 nt
Organism: Abrus precatorius (Indian licorice)
Lineage: Eukaryota; Viridiplantae; Streptophyta; Magnoliopsida; Fabales; Fabaceae
Product: probable pectinesterase/pectinesterase inhibitor 12
Exons: 2
Coding region: 27-1649 (540 amino acids)
Biological process (GO): cell wall modification
Molecular function (GO): pectinesterase activity; pectinesterase inhibitor activity
Source: RefSeq, a predicted model, not a curated record